This is a messenger RNA of Phoenix dactylifera (date palm), 597 nucleotides long. Lineage: Eukaryota; Viridiplantae; Streptophyta; Magnoliopsida; Arecales; Arecaceae. The record is from RefSeq and is a predicted model, not a curated record.
AUGGCUGAUGGCAUGGCUGCAGCAUGGCUGGGCUGUGGCUGCUGUUUCUGCAAUGGCUGGCAGGCUGUGGCAUGGUGGCUGGCUGUGGCAGGGUCAUGGCAGGCUGCAAGGCAUGGGCUGAGGCACUACUGGCAGCAAGGCAUGGCUGGGCUGCUGUCUUGGCUGUGGCUGGGUGCUGCAGGGGCUGGCAGGGUUGCAGGGCAUGGCUGGGCCAAGGCAAGGGUGCUGGCAGGCUGGGCAGGAUGGCAUGGGCGCUGCAGGCACUUGGCAGGCUGGCUGGCCAUGGCCUGGCACUGGGCAGGCCAAAGAAUGGCCUUGGCAGGUGGCCAGGCGGGCGGCAUGGCCUUGGCAGGGCAUGGCCACGGUCUGGCAGGGCUGUGGCGUGCGGCAAGGGCGCUGGCAGGCGCUGGACAGGCGUGGCAAGGCCCUGGCAGGGUGUGGCGCACGGCAGGGGCGCUGGGCGCACGGCAGGGCCGCUGGCAGGGCGUGCGCAGGGCUCCUGGCGCGCGGUACGGCGGCCAGGCGGGCGGGCGCGUGGCGGGCGCGUGGUGGGUGCGGGCGGGCGCCUGGCACGCGGGCAAGCGUGGACUGCGGUGA